Didymodactylos carnosus is the source of this 829-nucleotide messenger RNA. The record is from the annotation of a GenBank genome assembly. NCBI's taxonomy places the organism in Eukaryota, Metazoa, Rotifera, Eurotatoria, Philodinida, Philodinidae.
GGUAGCCGACUCGAGAUAAAAGUGAACGUAGUUUUCCGAUGAACCCCUACAGUCAUCUCAGCUGCAGCAUCUUUGAAAAAAUACACAAGAUGUAUCUUUGUAACACAAAAAGGACAAAAUUUUCUUACCAGAGAACUGCAUUUCUUUAUUAUUACUUUUCAUAAGAAAACUAAGAUUACUAUGAUGAUCAGGAGCAUUGAUUGUCUAAGUGCCAUGGUAUUUUGAGACUGCGAGGCCGAGAGAAAGCCUGAUCCUUGUAGUUGGGGAAAAUCCUAUCCUCUCAAAAAACCAAGCAAAAGUGGGAGGUUGAUCACAGCCCAUAUUACAGAAGACACUUCGGACUAUCUGCCUAUAGAAAAAUGUCGAUGGAUUGCGAGUUUAGUUUCUGGAAAUCCGAGCUGCUUUUCCAAAGAACCGCUAACACUUUCUGGAAUUUUUUCAAGAAACGUUUGUCCUUACAAAAGCCUGUCUUAAAGUUUUGGAUACAGGCAAGAAUUUUAAUACUGAACAUAACAUAGAUCAAUUUGAAAACUGUAUAAACGCAAUGAUAUUUCGUAUACCAUCAAAUGACGAAAAACAAUUCAAUAAAGAUUUAACUCAGCUUAUUUAUAAAUAUUUCUAUAAUCGACAAAAUAAAAAUUAAUUAAAUAUUCAUGCACAUCGAUUUUUUAGCCUACAUGAUUUAUUACGAUUCUUUAGAACAAGUAAUACAGAUCUUAAUGCAUUUAUUGAAUGGUAUUUAACUCAAUUUGAAAAUGAUAAUGGAUUACCAUUACAAUUACAAAUAGAUGAUGAUUACAUAUUGCCAAUAUUUUUGAAUACGAAUUGA